AUGAAGAUGGUGGACAUGGAGAGGCUGCAGGGGGGAGAGGAACCAAGGAUAGAUGCUUCCCAUCAUUUUCUAUCCAACCAUCCUCCACCUCAAAAUCAGCAAGCUGACGGUGAGAAUUCAAAUAACUCUACUAAUAGAUUGUCUGAAUAUUCGGAUCAUGUGCGUCCAAACUUAUCUGAUGAAGAUAGUAGGGAGAUGUACGAUGAUGCUCCACACUAUGAUCCAAAAUGUGACCAUAAGAGCUUGCAAUUCGUGUGUCAGAUGAAGUUCGAGGGUCUAGAGAAAUUCAAGGAUGUUGUUGUUAGACAUUCUGUCGCAGCAGGAGCAAGGCUGAGGUGGAUUAGGAGUAAUCAUAAUAGGAGGGAGGUGAAGUGUAAGGCUGCCAAUUGUCAAUGGAAGUUGUAUGCCAGUUAG
This is a messenger RNA of Linum trigynum, 414 nucleotides long. The record is from the annotation of a GenBank genome assembly. NCBI's taxonomy places the organism in Eukaryota, Viridiplantae, Streptophyta, Magnoliopsida, Malpighiales, Linaceae.